This is a messenger RNA of Amoebophrya sp. A25, 792 nucleotides long. Lineage: Eukaryota; Dinophyceae; Syndiniales; Amoebophryaceae. The record is from the annotation of a GenBank genome assembly.
CUGGAGGAGACGGAGGGGUUGUAGUUAAGGUCUUGGAUGGAAAGUGUGGAGGAUCUUCUAGUCAAGUAGUCAUUGAUUUCCGAAAGUGAUUUGAUUUAUGUGGAUUUUACGUGAAUAUCGAAUAAUGACGCGCGGCUGGUCAAUGGUGGCGCCCACUUGAAUAGUGGAUGAGGUGGAGGAUCUACUCCAGUUGUAUGUAUUUGAAGGCUUCAUUCGAAGUUGAUGUUCUUGCAGAUAGGUGAAUAUUUCGUACUGUGUGCUGGUAAAUGCUCACUUGAAUGAGUACUGUGCCUGGAUCGAUGAUUUAUACCAAGGUUAUUGCUGUAUCCUAACGCUACAAGACACACCAAUCUUCUCUAAGAGAUGGACCACGACGACAAUAACUGCGGCGUCCAAUGGUGAGCAAGAGGCUGUGGACAUGAAGAUCGAGGUCAUGGAAGCGAGUGUAAGUUCUAAUGUGGUAGCUGCAAGUGCAGGUGCAAGUUAAGUCAGCGGGGGAAAUGUGUAUGUAAGUAGAUAGAAGUGUCGAAAACAGGGUGACAAGUAGAUUGAAACACUUUAAUAAGCCUGUAAUCUGCAUUUUCUCUGUUCUUCUCUGAUUCUAUUCCUGCUUGACAUCAACUUGCUGCCUCUAAAAAGUCCAUCCCAGUGGUCAACUGUUAUUGCCAGGUGAGGAACAAAGGCAGUUGUUGCGAAAGGGGCAGCCUGUCGAAAGUGUUCCGUCAGUGCCAGUACAGCAGGAUGCAUUCAUUGCACAGUCGCUCGUUGCACCCCAGCAACCGCAAAUGCCAC